Messenger RNA from Caenorhabditis angaria, 441 nucleotides. NCBI's taxonomy places the organism in Eukaryota, Metazoa, Nematoda, Chromadorea, Rhabditida, Rhabditidae. The record is from the annotation of a GenBank genome assembly.
AUGGCUUCUGAUAAAAAACGGCCUGAACUAUCACCAAUCCCAGAAGGUCGAGCCAAGAAUCUUCAACGCUAUGAAGGUUUUAGUUAUGGGAUGGCUACUAUGAAAUGGAUUCCGAAUGGACCGAAAUUGGGUAUGGGUAUCAAAGAUUUUCGGGUUAGUUGGCUUAAUAAUUUUUUCCAAAGGCGUGUCGUUCAGGAAACUGUAAUAGUAUCUCGUUGUAAUGCUGGAUCUCUCUCCGAAAGAUGUUUGGCUGAAGGGGAUCUUUUAAUCGAUGUCGAUGGUACUCCAGUCAAUGACAGAAGUGUUGCAAAAGAUCUACUGGUCAAAAAUAUUCAGGAAAAUGGAAAAGUGACAUUUGUUGUCGAACGUCCAGAUUCAAACUUGGCGAAAAGAUGGGUGGAUUAUAUGUUGACGAGAUAUCCUUUCAUAAAAAUCAAAUGA